AUGAUUAUCACCAAGCCCCACAAGCGCAUCAUCUACGAGUCCCUCUUCAAGGAGGGCGUGUUGGUCGCCAAGAAGGACUACAACGCCCCUAAGCAUGAGGAGCUCGAUGUGCCCAACCUUCAAGUGAUCAAGGCGAUGCAGAGCCUCACCUCCAAGGGUCUCGUCAAGACCCAGUUCUCGUGGCAAUGGUACUACUACGUCCUCACCCCCGAGGGCGUCGACUACCUCCGCGAGUGGCUCAACCUCCCGAGCGAGAUCGUCCCCGCCACGCACAAAAAGGCCGUUCGCCCCCCUCGUCCGGCGCAGGUGCGUGGCCCUGGUGGCGGAGAGGGCACCUACCGCCCUCCCCGUGGCGACCGCGACGACUACAGGAAGAAGGAGGGUGCUCCUGGCGAGUUCCGACCACAGUUCGCGGGUGUCGGCCGUGGUGCUCCCAGGGAUUAG
Epithele typhae is the source of this 444-nucleotide messenger RNA. Its product is annotated as Plectin/S10 domain-containing protein. The record is from RefSeq and is a predicted model, not a curated record. Bases 1 to 444 code for a protein of 147 amino acids. Gene Ontology annotation, molecular function: structural constituent of ribosome; RNA binding. Lineage: Eukaryota; Fungi; Basidiomycota; Agaricomycetes; Polyporales; Epitheliaceae. The transcript has 3 exons. Gene Ontology annotation, cellular component: cytosolic small ribosomal subunit.